Prorocentrum cordatum is the source of this 3975-nucleotide messenger RNA. NCBI's taxonomy places the organism in Eukaryota, Dinophyceae, Prorocentrales, Prorocentraceae. The record is from the annotation of a GenBank genome assembly.
AUGGGGCGCGCGCGACGCCUGCGUCAGCACCGACGAUGGUUCAGCGCUCCUCGACAGCAGCCGCAGGAGAUCGCGGCGGUCUUCGGCCAGCUGUGGUCAGAGGAGUUCGCGACGCUUUGGCCGACUGGGGCUGUGAAUGUGUUUGCCAACCCUUGCGCGCCGAGGUUUGUCGGCGACGUCGAGGCGCUGCUGCGGGCGACGGAGGCCGAGGAUCUACGGGGCGCCCUCCGCACUGCCGACGGUGAGCUGAGCGUGGUGGCCCUGUUUUCGGGCGACGACGUUCGAGAGCAGCACCUCGCCGUCCACCCUGGCGCGCUGAGUGUUCAGGCGAGGUUGAGCGGCGUCGUCCGGCACGGCGGAGGGGCGCCGAGGCAGCUGCCAGGGCAGGCGGGCUUCGCCGCUGGGAGGGCGCGCGCGAUCGAAGCGCAGAAGCUGCGCGAUCUCGACUCCGAGAACCCGAAGGUCAACGAAGCUCCGUUGCUGGCCAUGUGCCCCGCCAGUGUCCUGGUUUUCCUGAUCGCCCUAGGGCCGUCGCAGCAGCUGGAGACCAGAGUCCGCAAACAGGAGCGGUGGGCCGAAGCUGCAGCGAAGUCUGAGAACCUGUCGAUGAGCGAGCCCGCGGCGCUGGGGAGGCAGCGAAGAGCCGCGGCCCCGCACGCCGCACCGCCCCCGUCCCCGCGGCGGGGCCUCACGGACUGCACGCGGCGCAAGCUCGUGCUGCCGGGCGACCUCCUGCGGCGCCUGCUGCGGGAGCGCAGGCUCCCCCUGGAGGACCUCCUGGGCGCCGAGGGCCUCGACGGGUGCGGGCGCUGGGCCGAGGAGGGCGGCGUCGACCACCGCGCAGGGCGUCGGACCCAUGGUGCUCGCAUGAUCAAGGGCCCGGGGGUGCCGAGGACAUCGGGGAUCGAGGCGCCUGGAGCGGUGGCUGGCAGGCGCGAGGGGCGCCCGCCGCAGACCCGCUGCCGCGGAGCUGGAGCGGCCGCGCUGCCGCCAGCCAUGACGCCUGGACCGCCGGCGCCGACGCUCCGCCCGCCGUGGAUUCACUGCUGGCUGCAGAUCCCUGGGCGGACGCAGCUGCGGAGCUUCCGCGCCGCAGGUCGCCGGAAGCAAUAUAUCGCGGAGCAUAUCCCUGAGCUGAUUCAGAUUCAGGUCGUUCUUUCGUUUAAGUACUUGGAUAUGGUGAUCGGCUGCUCUGCUCACGAAUGCCACUGGCGGAAGCCGGUUGCCAAGUUUGCUCCCCAAGUGAGAGAGGUGCGCCAGCUUGGGUUCAGUCUCGCUAAGAAUAUCCCGACGUUCAACAUCCUCUGUCUUAGCAUUCUGUCCUUCGUCAUGCAGUUCGCCCCUUUCUCACGUGAUGUAUGCGCGGCGUAUGAGAAUGUCCUGCAGCUUCUCGCUGUCGAUCCGCGACUCAGUUUUAACUAUGAGAUGUUGACGAACCUUGCCUCCCUGGGCUUUCCUGGUAAGUUUAAACAUGUGGAAGCUGUGUCUUUGGCUGCCAAGUUCUGGCUAGUGUCGCGGUGUUCGGAAAUUCUGGGGACCCUAGAGGACCUAGGCGCCCCGCCGCCCCGUGCGGCCGAGGAGGCAGAGGGAGUAGCUGGAGAAUCUGCCGCCGGCGCCGCCGCGGCGGUUGGGUUGGCAGGCUCCGCGCAGCUGCCCGCCAGCGCCGCGGCCCAGUCCAGCCCGGUCACGCGCAUCGUGGAGCUGCUCAAGGGCCUCAAGGAGCAGUGCGAGCUGGACGCGAAGACCGACGAGAUUUUGUACGAGAAGUUUGUGUGCUGGGGCCGAGAGGUCCUCAAGCAGAAGAAGGCCACGAACGCCCUUGCCACCAAGGAGGUCGCCGAGCUGACCCAGUACAUCGCGGACCUGGACGCCGGACGCAUCGAGCUCACCACCGAGCGCGAGGAUCUCGUCAAGGAGCGGCCGCCUGCUCACCUGCCGCCACCGCCGCACCUCGGCCGAGGAGAAGGCCGACUUCGAGAACGCCGAAGCGGAGAUGACCCAGGCCAUCGAGGCGCUCUCCAAGGCCGCCGAGGUCCUGAAGACUGCCACCGAGGCCGCCAAGCAAGACUUGGGGCCUGGGAUUGGCACGGCCCGGCUCGGUGCUGGCGCACGGGUCGGCGCGCCGAGGAGACCGCGAUGCUGAACCACGCCGUCGAGCUCGGCGACCGCUUCCUCGGCAAGGGCGACGCCCUCUUCCUGCGCCGCCUGCUCACUGGCGAGGUGCCGACGUGGGAUUGGAAGAAGCUGAACCGUAAGGCCACCUUCAAGAUGAGCUACAAGGCCCGAUCUUCUGAGAUCCAGGACGUCAUCGCCAAGCUCCUGCAGACCUUCGAGACCAACAAGGCGGACGCCAUCGAGAAGGAGGAGAAGGCCGUGGCGGCCCACGAUGCCCUCAUGGAGUCCCUGAACUCCGAGCGCGGCCUGACCCAGGAGGCCCUCACCAAGAUGGAGAAGGAGAACGGCGCCAAGUCCCUCUCGAGGACCGAGGCGCAGGGCCGCAUCGACUUCCUCAACGAGCAGAUCGCAAACGACGAGAAGUACAUUUCGCAGGUCACGACCGAGCUCGCCGAGAAGAAGGCGGAGUGGGAGGAGCGCUCCCGGGUCCGCUACGGCGAGAUCGGGGCGAUCAGCAAGGCCAUCGAGAUCCUGCACAACGACGGCGCCCGCGACCUGUUCAAGAAGUCCCUGUCGUCUCAGGGCUACUUCUUCCUGCAGACGGGCCAGCACUCGACCAUGCACGACGCCUCUGACGCGCUCCGCUCGCUGGCGAGGAGGACCAGCGAUCCGCGCAUCCUGGGGCUGGUGACCCAGAUGCAGCUGGCGCCGGCAUUCGGCAGCCUAGCGGACCGCUUCACGCCCAUCAUCGAGAAGAUCGACUCGCUGGUGACGAUGAUCGGGGAGGAAGAGGCGUCCGAUCUGGCGAAGAAGGAGAGCUGCGAACAGACUCGCGCGUCUAACACGCGCGAGGCCAUCAAGCUCUCCAGGGCGAUCGACGAGGACUCCGACACCAUGAGCCGGCUGACAUCGGAGAUCGAGCAGCUGGAUCAGCAGAUCACGGAGAACAACGAGGCGAUCGAGGUGCUCGAGACGCAGAUGACGUCGGCGGGCGAGCAGCGCGCCGCCGAAAACAAGGCGUACCUCUCGGACAAGGCGGACGACGAGGGGGCCGCUUCCACGGUGCAGGCCGCGUACGACGUGCUCGAGACGUUCUACAGGGAAGAGGGGCUGAUGCUCGUGCAGAAGAAGUCCCGCGCGCCGGUCGUCGUGGCGGCGGGCAAGGCGCCCCCGCCCCCGCCGACCACGUGGGACUCGCCGUAUGCGGGCAAGACCGCGGAGAGCACGGGCGUGCUGGCCAUCCUGUCCAUGAUCAAGGAGGACAUCGAACGUGACAUCUCGAACGCCGACGCAGCCGAGGCGAAGGCCCUGGCAAGUUACACGAAGCUCAUGGAGGAUCUGAACAAGGAGAAAGGGAUGCGCGUCGAGGAGAACGCUGCCAUGGAAACGCAGAAGGCCGGCAAGCAGGGCGAGCACACCCAGACCGAGGGGGCGCGCGCCACGAAGAAGACCGGCCUCGACUCGGUGUUGGCGGGCAUCGCUGGACUGGAGCCCAGCUGCAACUACUUCACGAUCAACUUCCCGGUGCGAGUGAAGAACCGCCAGAUCGAGGUCGACGGGCUGCUCAAGGCCAAGGCCAUCCUGACCGGCGCCGACUUCGACCCCAAGAAGGAGCAAGCGGCCGCCGAGUGGAAAGACGUCCCGGUGAUCCUGCGCCCGAAGGAGUUCCAGCUCCGGCAGCUGAAGGCCGCCACGGUGAGCAGGCACCCGUGAGGCCGUCCCGGGGCGCAGCUAGACCCGGGAUGGUGGGGUGGGUUCCGCCUCCCCCCCUCGGGAUCCCGCAAAGAGGGUUAGGAUGGGAUGAAGGGCUCCAGCAUCCGAGGUCGCACGAGCGGUGUUCUGCGCAGCUCCGAGCAGCGC